AUGCCGACCAGAGAAAAAAAACUCAUGUUUGGAGCUGCUUUUUUAACCAGUGUUUUAUCUUUUGUGAUCAUUUGUGUUGUUCUCGGAACCCAGAGAUGGAUCAGCAGCACAGUCAGCUUUUCCCGAACAAACGGCACCGUUUCGGUGACCCUCACCUACGGACUUUUCAGCGGCACCUGUGCCCAGGCCUUUGAAGCUGGAGUUCAGGUUUCAGACACUUCUUUCCAAGUUGCAGAAAUGCUGAACAGCACCAAAACGAAAGGCAUCAACGUCACGAUUAUCGUGCUUCUGGUCCUCAGUUUACUGAGCUCCCUUCUGAGCUCAGGGUUUACGUUCACCAACGCUGUGAGCAAUCCCUACCAGACGUUCCUGGGACCCAUUGGAGUCUAUACCUGGAAUGCCAUAGGCGGAUUCUUCACACUUCUAGUCAUGAUACUUUUUGCCGUGAACAUACAAGGCAACAACCUGUCUGUAGAGCUGGCCACCAAAUGCGCUUCUGUUCAACAGAAUCAUAUCAGAUCUAAACACAAUUAUGAUUAUUCCUACUGGAUCCUGCUGCUUCACAUUCUUUUUAGCUGUGGUACUACAGUCAUCGUUUGUUUCUACAGCUGCGCAAGGUAUUCUAAGAAGAAAGAACAGGAAAGACCAAUUGAAAACGCAUCACAAGACGUCAUUCUGUUUUAAGGAUAUCACCGAAGAGAGGGUGUAAAAGAAAAGGUACUUGAUGUGGACAAUCACGGCCAAUAAUUUAUGUACAAAUUGAAGGUAUGUGUAUAGCUCAAUUAACAAAACACCCUGUUGCACCUUCAAAGCAGAUUGAUUUCACCUUCCAAUGUUAGAUGUUAUUAUAAGCAAACAUGCUGCCUAGACACCCCAAGUAGAAAUGCCAGCAGUGCCUGAUGCCAGCACCAGCCAUCAGGCUGGGGCUUAAGGCACCACACAGGGAUUUUUUUAUUAUUAUUAUUUUUAAUUUUGCUGGAGGGAUCGCUGCAAAUGCACCUCUAGAGGGGAAGGGGCAGCGGCACAAAGAGCUGCCGGCCACUACAAGCCUGAAAGGCCUUUGCAGCCAUGGCCAGCCCUGGAGAGCCACAGCACGAGGACUUGGGGACAGCUCGCUUCUUCAUGUGCUGCCUCUGCCUGUCUGAAAGCCGCAUGUGUGCCAGUCCCGCUGCUGCACAGCACGGAGCGGGUGCUCCCACCUCCUGCUUUCAGGAUCUUCUGGGCUCAGGAUGGAGCUGCCCCAGCUGCCUUGGCUGCACCAACACCAGUGUGUUGUGAAUGCAGCCCUGCUUCGCACUUCGGGUCCAAAGGUGAAGAUCAAAGAGACUGGAUUGUGUUUGCCCUCUGGGACCUUGGGGACAGAAGCAGCGUGAACACCAGGAAUGCUGGAGAUGAUGAGAAGUGGUCACGCAGUAUCAGUGCUUCAUCCAUCCUGCAAUUCUUGCUGCUAUCCAUUCCCUGCUCCGGGACCUUCUCCUGCAGGUCUUUACAACAGUUCCCUGGCAAACAGGGGUGGGCUCGCAGCCCCCUUUCCACUUGGACAAGCCUGUUCACCACCAGUCACUGCACACCAAACCUCAGUGGCGUGGCACCGACCCCCAGCCGGGCUCAGCUCACUCAGAGCCCAGCUAGGGAGGCACAGAGCUGCGGCCGUGGGAGAACUGACAACAGCCUAAACAAGGCAGCACAGCAGCCCCAUAUCUCAGUUCUUCGUCUCCAGAAACCUUAGCAGAACCUGAUUGCAGUCUAUUCAUAGACAUUUGAUAACACAGCCAUAAAGUCCCAUAAAGCCACACCUGUGUUGGGUGCGGCUGGCUGCUCUCCCACAGGCUGCAUUAGGCUGUCAAUUUGCCCCCACGGAAAUGCCAAAUAAUGGGCUUUUUUAGUGAUUUAUGGACAACUUUUUCAUCCCUACGUACAGCGUAACUGGUAUAUAAUGUCUACACAACCAUACAUAACAGCAGAGCUACGCAGGAGGGGUGCACUCCCAUCCCACCAUGCCAAAGGAAAUUCAGCAGACGAGAGUGACCUUUCCCUGGGCAGGGACACAGGGAGCACACUGCCGGGUGAAAUCACUCCCAGCACACAUGUUCCUGGAGACGAGCACAGUGCAAAGCAGUCAGCGCCUUCUGCUCCUUUGCUCCAUACCUCCGCAGCUACAAGAACAAGUUUUUAUUGCACCUUUUUUCCUUUACAGUGGGAUUUUCACAGUCAUGCUUGGUGUCUGCCCUAUGAUGCAAGAGAUAUUCAUAGAGAAAAAAAUAGCAUCUCUGGGGAGAGCACGAGAAGAUACAAGAGGCAACUUCUCACUAUUUAUGUCAAAAAAAUAAAGCUUCAGGAUUAAAGUGCCCUGUACUUUUUGCAGCUGUGCUCUUUCGCAGGAAUCAAAGCAGAGUGUCUGUUUUGUAAGCAUUUGACCAAAAGUAAGAUGAGGCAGAGUGGCGGGGGUAUAAAAGAGGGUUGCUAAGAUUUGAGGAGCGGGAUGGGUCAACGCAAUGAGCGAUGCUAUCUCCUCUCCACUGCUGACAAGAACCAUGCCUAGAACUGCUUCUCACUGCUGUAAACAUUUCAGCUAAAACCUCAGAUAUUUUGCACCCGCGAGCUAAACUGGCGGGAAGUCAAACAUUUGCCAGUUUUGCUUUGGCUGCAAAAAUUUUCACACAGUUCCAGCACGCAUCUGUCACGGUUGCGCUACGCCAGCAUCCAUCACGCAGCACAAUUACACUCGUAUCAGGCACUGGCUUGGAGAGAAAUGAAGUCGUUGUAGCAGAGUAGGGUCAGAGGGGAGGAGGCUCCUGCUCUGAAUAGGAGUGGCUUACCAUUUCAUCAAGGUUUUUC
Oxyura jamaicensis (ruddy duck) is the source of this 2838-nucleotide messenger RNA. RefSeq names its product clarin 3 (gene CLRN3). The transcript is spliced from 3 exons. Bases 1 to 684 code for a protein of 227 amino acids. The record is from RefSeq and is a predicted model, not a curated record. NCBI's taxonomy places the organism in Eukaryota, Metazoa, Chordata, Aves, Anseriformes, Anatidae.